Molecule: messenger RNA, 981 nt
Organism: Thlaspi arvense
Lineage: Eukaryota; Viridiplantae; Streptophyta; Magnoliopsida; Brassicales; Brassicaceae
Source: the annotation of a GenBank genome assembly
AGGAAAAUGAGUGGGCCCUCGUGUAGGAGCAGCGCGGCAGAAGCAGCGGCAAAGGUGACAUCAAUCUUCAUAUACCCAAUCAAAUCUUGCCGUGGAAUCUCUGUUUCUCAGGCAGCCAUCACUUCCACUGUUCCAACUUCUAUUGUGUGUGAAUAUACAGGAUUUAGGUGGGAUAGACAGUGGUUGAUUGUGAACUCCAAUGGUAGGGGAUAUACUCAGAGAGUUCAACCAAAGCUUGCUCUAAUCCAAGUGGAGCUACCAAAUGAGGCAUUUUCUGAGGGCUGGCUACCUACUAAAAGCUCAUUUUUGGUGAUCAGAGCUCCUGGUAUGACUGAGCUAAAGAUUCCUCUGAGUAGACCUUGUGAAAUUUCUGAUGGUGUCUCAGUGUGGGAAUGGUCUGGCUCUGCUCUUGAUGAGGGGCCUGAAGCAUCAAAUUGGUUCUCCAGUUAUCUUGGAAAACCCAGUCGGCUAGUGCGUUUCAAUGAAGGAAAGGAGAACAGGCCUGUGGACCCUAAUUAUGCGCAUGGAUACAAUGUUAUGUUUUCCGACAUGUAUCCAUUCCUUUUGCUGUCCCAGGGAUCAUUGAAUGCUCUAAAUAAGCUUCUCAAGGAGCCUGUAUCAGUCAACCGAUUCAGACCCAACAUCUUUGUUGACGGCUGUGAACCAUUUUCUGAGGACUUGUGGAAGGAGAUGAAGAUAAACAAGUUGACAUUCCGUGGUGUCAAACUAUGCUCCCGUUGCAAGGUUCCCAAUAUUAACCAAGAAACUGCAAUUGCAAGCGCUGAGCCAACUCAAACUCUGAAGAAAUUUCGGACAGAUAAAGUCCUACAUCUAGCAAAAAACCCACAGGGCCUGGUAUACUUUGGCCAGAACUUAGUUUGCAUUGAAUCCUCCACUGAAGGAAAGGGAAAGAUAAUCAAAGUGGGAGACCCUGUUUAUGUACUAGAGGCAAUACCCUCCCCUGCCGAAGCAGCUGUUUGA